UGCCCCAACAAUAACAACUAGUAACAACUUGCCACUUAGGAUUUGUUGUAGAAAUGUUGUAGACAUAUAAUUUCCCUUAAUGUUUUGGAUUAUUCAUGUCAUUGAAUACUUCAUUAGUUCAACUGAAAAAUUUUUACUCACUUUGGUAGACAAUUUGGUGACUUAUAUUAAAAAUGGAAAUAUUAAGGAUUCAUUAUGGAGGAUACUAAUUUAUGUGUGUAUAUAGAUGUUUGUGUUUGUACAUGUGUAAAGGAGUCUGUAUAGACUAAUAAAUUAGUAUCACAAGUUGCCCCCCAAAAAAAUUUAUGGUUACACCCCUGCACUUUUGCACUAAAUGAGGCACUCUAUGAGAGUUACAUAAUAUAGAAAUUCUUUUAUUAUUUCAAAAAAAGAAAAGAAAAAGAAAGAUAUUAGUAUAUACUAGAUUAGAUGUGUGAGUUGUAGGUUCCAAUUAACUCAACUGAUAAAGUUUCUAAUAGUUGAAUAAAAGAUCUGGGGUUCAAUUCUUGCCUACACCCAAAAACCAAUUGAUAUUUUGGUCUGAUGAUAAAGAGUAUCAUUAGGAGCGGAUGUGCAUAAAUUAGACAUCUUAAAUUUAUGACAACAUCUUAAAUUUAAUAUAUUUUCAUAUUUAUAUUUCCAACUAGUUGAACUUAUGUCUCUUAUGCUGCACCAUUGGGAGUGGACGCCAUAGUUGAAACUUACCAAAAAAAAAAAAAAGAUUAGAUGUGUGAGAGCUGCAGUGCAUAAAUUAGACAUCUUAAAUUUAGUAUAUUUUCAUAUUUAUAUUUCCAACUAGUUGAACUUAUGUCUCUUAUGCUUUGUCAAUGGCAGCGGUUUGGAAACUAAAUUUAUUCAGGAAAUUAUUGAAGAGAUUUCAAAAUUCAAAAUAAUGGGAAAACUCUUAUAUGUUGCCAAAUACCCUAUUGGAGUAAAUUCUCGUGCUAGGGAUGUAGAAUCUCUUAUAGAUAUUAAGUCAAAUGAUGUACGUAUCGUAGGAAUUCAUGGUCUUGGGGGAAUCGGUAAGACUACAAUUGCAAAAGUUGUUUACAACAAAAUUGUUGGUAAUUUUGAAAGAAGCUGCUUUUUAGCAAAUGUCAGAGAAAAUUCAAGGACAGAUGAUGACACAAUUAAGCUACAAGAGAAAAUUGUUUCUAAAAUUUUACAAAACCCACAUUUGAAGGUGAACAAUGUAUCCGAAGGAAUUAAUGUGAUAAAGGAAAUGCUUCGUAGUAAAAGGGUUCUUUUGGUUCUUGAUGAUGUGAAUGAAUCAAAACAAAUAGAAAAUUUUCUUGGAAAACAUGAUUGGUUGGUAUCAGGAAGUAGAGUCAUUAUAACAACAAGAGAUAAACACUUGCUAACUGCUCUUGGGAAAGUUUGUACAACUAAAAAUUAUGAGGUCAAGGAAUUAGACAAUCAUGAAGCUCUUGAACUCUUUAGUCAAUAUGCUUUCCAAAAAGUCGAGCCCGAUGAAGAAUAUUCUGAACUUACAAAUCAAGCCUUGUAUUAUGCCAAAGGUCUUCCAUUAGCUCUAGAAAUAAUAGGUUCUAAUUUAUGUGGGGAAACAAAACCUAUAUGGGAAAGUACACUACGUAAAUAUGAAAAAUAUCCCGAUGAAAGAAUUAAUAAAAUACUUGAGGUAAGUUAUGAUGGAUUGGAAGAAAACGAAAAGAAUAUAUUUCUUGAUAUUUCAUGUUUCUUCAAGGGAAGGUCUAUAUAUUUUGUUGAAAAUAUAUUAGACAAGUGCAAUUUAUAUCCAAAGUCUGGUAUUCCAAUACUUGUUCAUAAAUCCCUCGUAACUAUUGAUCAAUAUGGUGAAUUGUCGAUGCAUGACUUGAUACAACGAAUGGGUAUGAAAAUUGUUCAGCAGGAAUCGCCAAAUAAUCCCAGAAAACGUAGCAGGUUAUGCAAUUAUGAGGAUGCUAUUCAAGUACUACUUGGAAAUAAGGAUUCUGAUUAUAUUCGUGGUAUAAUGCUGCAUUCACCUACUCCAGUGAAAGUGCGAUUACACCCUGAAGUUUUCAAAAUGAUGGAAAAUCUCAAAUUUCUAAUGGUUGAUAAUGUUCAAAUUUCUGAAGAACUUACAUAUUUCCCUAGUGGUCUAAGGCUUCUUAAAUGGCCAAAAUAUCCUUUUAACUUUCCAUCCAACUAUUGCCAUCAACAACUUGUUGCACUCGAGAUGCCGGAAAGUUGCAUUAGAUUGGAGAAGAUAUUUAAGCAGGAGUAUUUGUAUGAAAAUCUAAAAAGUAUUAAUUUGAGUUGGUGUGAAUUCAUUAGAAAACUUCCUGGUUUUCGCGCUCCAAACUUAGAGAUAUUGGAGUUGCGUUGUUGUGAAAAUUUAACUGAGGUCCAUGACAACAUUGGAUUACUUGAUAAGCUUAAAUAUUGGAUGCUUCAGGGUUGCAUGAAGCUCGAAAUUCUUCCCAGUAAGUUCAAUUUGAAAUCUCUUGAAUAUUUAAAUCUAGCAAACUGCAGAAGGCUUAAAAACUUCCCCCAGAUUCAUCCAGAAAUGAAAUGUUUGAAGGACUUAGAAAUAAAUUUGAAUGGUACUUGUGUUAGGAAAUUGCCCUCAUCACUAAGGUAUCUCACCGGUGGGCUUAAGGGUUUAUACCUACUUACGGUUCAAAAUGUAGAUCUCAGCUUUGCGCAAUAUGGGUUUAAGAGCUUGACAACUCUACGUCUCAGCCAUUUGGAUUUAAAUAUUUUGUUGAGGCCCAAUUACUUCCCGGUAUUGGAAACUCCAGAUCUCAGCUUUUUGCAAUAUGGGUUUUUGAGUGUGAAAUUUCUAGAACUCAUCUUUGCUAAUAGGGAUAUGGUUGAAUUAAAUAUUUGGUUCAAGCCCGAUUACUUCCCGGUAUUGGAAACUCUACGGAUAUGUGGCUCCGAAAUUGUUACCAUACCUGAAAGCAUUACCAAAUUUACUAGAUUGCAAUUUCUUGAACUAAUUAAUUGCAGGCAGCUUCAGGAAAUUCCAAGGCUUCCACAAUCUAUAGUAAAACUGGAAGCACGGGGGUGCCCUUCGUUGGAUCUACAAUCAUCACGGAGAUUAUUAGACCAGUGUGGGGAAUUUCUAGGGAUUUUACCAAGAAGCAAUGUAUUCUUUGACCAUGAUUUUGGAAUUAUAAUACCAGGAGAUAAGACUCCAAUGUGGUUCAAAUCGAACGAUCAUCACAGUGUUGGAAAUUCCAUAUCAUUCAGGGUUGGACCCGAAAUUCCAAAAUUUGGUGUCUUUAUUGCUUUUCAAUCGAUGAAGCCAUAUAGAUUUGUAAAGUGUAAUGUGAAGGUUCUCAUCAAUGGUGAGGCAGAAGACGACAGUAACGACAGAAGUGGCUUUUAUCCAUUCACGGAUUAUCUGUAUGAUCAUCAUCUGUGGUUUAUUUGUGUAUCUCGUGGGUUAUAUUAUGAAUCACAUCCAUCUGGAGUGAAUCACAUUGAAGUUGUAUGUGAAGUUAAUGAUAAUCCUGAUCGUAAACUAAUACCAGCAGAUGAUAACACUGACUGCAUAAAAUGGAUGGGGGUCCAUGUAGAAUGCAUUUGUUGUUGUCCAGGGUCGCCCAUUAGACAGCGGAGACGGGUCUCUCCUCCAAUGGAUCUAACAUAUUUGGGAUUUACAGAUGGAUUUGAUUUGGGUUCAUCUUCAAUGACCCAGAUUUUGCCACUGGUUUCCUCCACUUCUUAUUGUUCAGAUUUAAAUCAUGGGGUUUCCAACAGUGGAGGACAUUCCAGGCGUGCCAGAAUCCGACUGCGACGGAAAAUAAGAAUUCGACUCCGUCGGAAAAGCCUAGCAGAAAGCAGAGCUCUCCUCCAACCCCUUCCAUGUGGCAAGACUGGGCUAAAGAUGAAGCUUCUCUUAACACUUGCUAUCUUUGUCAUCCUUAUUCAAUCUCUUCUUCUUCUUCUUCUUCUUCUUCAUUUUGCAAACAACACAUAAUUAUGAUUUAAGAGAAGAGAAUAUCCUUGAAGACACUGCCACCUAUCUCUACUAAGUUACCUGGACUUGCUGCUGUUGAGGUAAUUAGAGGCCCCAAGAAUCCCUUCCACCUUGUAAUGUUUUUUGCUUAGCUUAGUAUCAAUCAAGUGCCAAGUAAGGUUACCUUCAAUGUUUGGGAAUAGCUCAAUACCUCUGUUGUUCAUAGAGCUACCUUGCGAGUAGGAAUCAUUAAGUGGUAUAUAGCAUGCAUUAAGUGGUUAUGUAUGAAGGGUAAAAAUUUUUUACAGGUCAUAUGCAAACUUGCUUGGUCUAUAGUGGUUUCUUAUGUUUGGCUUCAAAGAAAUGCUCCCGUAUUCAACGGCAAUGUCAAAUCUAAGUUUGUCUUGUUCAAGGGAGUUCAAAACCUCUGAGGCAUCACUGUACAAAAGCUGUUUUGCAGAUCCCCUGCUUUAGUGAUGUUCUGGUGAAUAUUCAGGAAUGGGAGAAUCAGCACAAACAUCUGAUAGCUACAAAACCCAUACCUCUUUACCCUUUUUGGUGCUCAAAUCAACUUCAACACUUAAGAAGGAGACAUGUUGGAUUGUAAGGUGAAAAAUUGUGGAGCAACUAUUACAAAGGACUAUAGGCUAUAGCUAUGUUAAGUUCAUCAAGAUGUUACACUUCUACAGCUAAAAAGCUUUUUGCCACAACAGAAAAUUUCUUGGCAGUAUGGCAUGUGAACAGAUGUUGAAGGUACCAAGAGAGAAAGUGCAAUUAAAGGAACCAAUUUUAGUAGUUUGAAGAGUUACUUUGCUGAUUUGUAGAUGGAAGGUGGUGUAGGUCUUUUAGCAGUUCAAAGAAUUUCUUUGUUGAUUAGUUUCAACAUAAUUCUAAUACAAAACUUUUCACUUCAGAUUUCUUUGGUAAUCCUAUCCAUGACCUUCAUUUGACAUCUUGAUGACAGAGUAUUGUUUACCAUGCCAUUUACAUGGUGGUCUUGGUUGAUCUUUUUUGGGAGGAUUAUGAUGUAUUUAUUUUUGAUGGAUCACUUUUCUUUUGGUGUGUCCAUGGGUGGAAGAUUAUAAAGUAUUUAAGUUUUCUUUGUAAUGUGUUCUGUCUCUCUUUUUGUAUUUAAUAUCUUUUCCCUAGGAGGACCUGGCAAGGAUCAUACGGCAUUUAAUUUUGGUGUAUCAUGUUUUUAUUUUUAAUUUCUUUUCUUCUGUUUUUGGACUUGUCCCCCCCAUUUGUAUAUGAAAUGACGUAAGUUGAAGGCUGUUGGAGAAAGUUUAAUGAGAUAAUACCUGAUUAUGGCAAAA
This is a messenger RNA of Quercus lobata, 5226 nucleotides long. RefSeq names its product TMV resistance protein N-like. The transcript is spliced from 11 exons. Lineage: Eukaryota; Viridiplantae; Streptophyta; Magnoliopsida; Fagales; Fagaceae. Gene Ontology annotation, molecular function: ADP binding. Bases 893 to 3931 code for a protein of 1012 amino acids. Gene Ontology annotation, biological process: defense response. The record is from RefSeq and is a predicted model, not a curated record.